Seminavis robusta is the source of this 3786-nucleotide messenger RNA. NCBI's taxonomy places the organism in Eukaryota, Bacillariophyta, Bacillariophyceae, Naviculales, Naviculaceae. The record is from the annotation of a GenBank genome assembly.
AUGUCCGCUGUAUCAGAAGAUAAUCUCUUUGUAGAGCGAGAAGAAACCCAGAAAUUGGUGGCCAUCCUCACAAACACAGAGUCAUCGGAUGAUAAUGAGAAGGACGCAGCAUUGGUUCGUCUUCGCCAGAUUUUCGACAAUUACUUGGAAUGUCCCACUCUUUUGAGGUAUGACGUUCGAAAUAUCGUGACGGAUCUACUUGAAGUAGCUCGAAAAACCAUUGGCAAGACUGGUGACGAGUCCAUUAUUCCGUUUCAUCAUUGUUCCCAUGCCUUGUCUGCCAUCUAUGCCUUAUCCAAAGUGCGAGGAAGGAAGGAUAUCCAACGACUGCUUUCCCAUGAAGUCGAGGAUCUAGAGCCUGUCCUCCGAGCACUGCAACAAUUGCAACGGGAGGACAAUAACAAUCUACAACAUUUCUCUGGUGACUCGGAUCAACGGCCACAGCGAUGGGAAUCUCUUUACGUGCUUUGGAAUUGGGUGGAGACGCUUAGUUUGGUGCCGUUCCACUGCUCAGCUUUGUUUGCUGAUUCCAACAGUGUCGUGUCUUCGUUGAUUGACCUGGGAAAAGCUCAAUUGUCGCAAACUGGGCCCACCCGAGAAGCGGCUGCAUCCUCCCUUGCCGCGUGGGUAUCACGGCCCGAUUUGGAAAGCACGCAAAUCCCUGAGUUUGUCCAAUGGAGCCGCCGCAUUUUGCUGGAACAAUGCAACCACCAAACACUUAGACAUUCCGACGCAUUUCUUCUCUUGGGAGUUAUUCAAACCCUGGUCCGAAUCAUCAAGGUUUGCAGCAGCUCACGAGACAAAGUCAUGGAUUACAUGUCGGCUCUUUGGCCCGUAUUUCUGCGACUGGAACACCUAAAUGUUUGUGACAACAAUCUGCUGCUGAGAAAAUUCAUGGUCAAGUGGUGGGCACGAAUGGGAUGCAUUUAUUUGCCUCCCAAUAUCACGCAGUGGAGAUAUCAACGGGGACGAAGAUCUCUGGCGGACAACCUUGCCAUGAAAGGACCAUCACAGGCAACUGAUACCCCUUCAGUACAAGAGACUGGAGAUUCUACAGAGUCUCUCACGAGACAUGGUCCACAACAUACUGAUGAUGAGCUUGAUCUUCUGUGGCAUGUCCCAGACGAAGUGGAGGAUGCGAUGGGUUUCAUUCAGCACAAGCUCCGUGACCCGGCUACCAUGGUGAGAUGGGCCGCAGCCAAAGGUGUAGGCAGGCUGACUGCAAGGUUGCCGUCCAUUUGUGCAGAUGAUGUCCUAGAUGCAAUUUUGGAAAUGUUUGUCGACCAAGAAGCAGAUCAGGCAUGGCAUGGAGCUUGUUUGGCACUGGCAGAACUCGCACGGAGAGGAUUGCUGUUACCUCAUCGGCUGUCGCAACUAGUACCAAUGAUUGUUCGGGCCAUUCAGUAUGACGUCGUCAGGGGCCAGAGCAGCGUGGGGGCCCAUGUUCGGGACGCGGCCUGCUACACGUAUUGGUCCUUUGCCCGAGCCUAUGAGCCAACUAUUCUAAAGCCUUACGUCUCCACCCUCUCGGAAUCAAUCAUCCUAACUUGUCUGUUUGAUCGAGAGGUAAACUGCAGAAGAGCUGCUAGUGCUGCAUUUCAAGAAUGUGUGGGCCGGCAAGGAGCAGAUAGUUUUAAGCAUGGGAUAUCCAUCCUUACAGUGGCCGAUUACUUUUCCCUGGGCAACCGGAAAGACGCAUACACAAAGAUUGCAUUGCAUGUGGCACAAUUCCCCGAGUAUCGCACAAAUAUCGUUAAGCACGUCUAUAGAGUGAAAUUGCAUCACUGGGACCCAAACAUUCGUCAGCUGGCAUCAGAGUCUCUACAUGGAUUGAUUUUUCUGGACCCAAAGUACGUGAUUGACUACGCCUUGCCGUACUUGCUCAAGGCAAGUCUGGACCCAAAAGACAUUCCAAUGCGCCACGGUGCCAUCCUUGGUCUCGCAGAGUCCAUUCUUGCUCUUGGCAAACAGGUCGCGGCCAUACAAGACAGUGUACCCGACAAUCUACUGAACGAGAUUAGAGACAUAGUUACCGCAAUUGAAAAGAAUCGACUAUAUCGAGGAAGAGGCGGUGAAAUAGUCCGCGCGGCUGUUUGCAGACUCAUUUGUUGCAUCUGCGCAGCCAAAAUCCCUCUAGUGGCACGGCAGCAAGUGAGGCUCCUCGACUCCAUUGAUGCUUGUCUCCCACAUCCAAACGAGACGAUUCAAGAAAAGGCAUGUGAAGCAUUGCGGGAAUUGACACUUAACUAUUUUCCAGUCGGGCCCAAUGGUCCUUCGGAUCGGCUACAGAAGCGUGUGGUUGACAGAUACCUGCACACUGCGAAGACCUGCGAGAACCCCGCUUCAACGCGUGGCUUUGCCUUAGCUUUGGGGUAUCUUCCAGCAAAACUCUUGGCCCCGUCGCCUUUGGUACUUGAUUCUGUCAUCACGGUGUUACGCAAGGUUGCUAGGCACAACGCCACAGUAGGCGGCGAAAGGGAUGCCGCGACACGACGAAAUGCUCUUAUUGCACUCAAGCGUGUGUGUCAAACAGUGGGGCUGGAGGGUAAUCUUCGAAGCAGUGGUGGUGGUUGCGUGGGGCUGGAUUGCAAGCUUGUCGACGCUGUGUUUGAGACCUUCCUCAAGGGGCUAGUUGACUACAACAUGGAUCGACGAGGAGACGUGGGGUCAUGGUGUCGAAUAGAAGCAAUGAACGGGCUGGAGGCAAUGGCAUAUCUUGCGGUAGAGCAAGGGAGCCAAGAAUCAGUUCCUCAGUUGUUUAGCCACGACCUUGCCAAGAAGACUGUUUCUGGCAUGUUGAAGCAGUUCUGUGAGAAGCUCGAUUCCGUGAGGGUGGAAGCAGGUGGUUGUCUAGAACGCAUUUUGACAAAGGAAGAUCCCAGAGUACCUUCCAUCCCUGAACAUGAGUUCCUUCAACGAUGCUUUGGGCUGGAACAACAUGAGGGCGAUGCUGAAGAAUCGAAGCAAGUCGUGGGCACUACAAACUGGGCUGAUGCUUCGGUGACUUUUCCAAUGGUGGCGAAAGCUUCGAAAGUUGACGAGUACUUUGCUGCUAUCCUCUCUGGUAUGGUCAUAAGCGUUGGUGGUCUGACCGAGAGUAUUUCCAAAGAGUCCAGUGCUGCACUGCUGCAGUUGGCAAAGGAAGCAAGGGGUACUCCACGCAUCACCACCUUGGGCAAUGUCUUGUUGGACCUGUUCCAUACUCACAGUCGCGACGGUAGGGUCACACUGCCUCUCCUCAAGACCAUUGAAACCCUGCUGUCCCAUCAGUGCCUUGACGAGCUUCUGAAAGAUGUUGAAGAAUGCGGUUUCAAGAAGUCGCUACUAAGACAUAUCUCGAACGAAGCAAAGAAUUGCAGAGACAUUCACAGACACUUUGCCUGCAUCGACGUUGCGUUGGGCCUUGUGGGCCCACCUUCUGACGGAGUUGUGGAGGAUGCUCUGGCGUUUGUCUGCGCCCAACUCGUCCAUAGCUUUCCUCGCGUACGACGAUAUGCUGCCGAGCAGCUAUACGUAUGCCUGUUGGAGCAUCCAGAAUACUGGGUGGGCAGCGGUGACGACGAGUCCAGCAUGGAAGAUCUCCUGUUGGAAUUUGCUUGGGAUGAUUCCAACCGCAAGGCCACCCACUGCCGUGAGAUGGCCCAGAAGGUUUCCAAUGCUAUUGGUGUUCCUCUUGUGCUGCCAGAUCAACCUAGUCUGAAGGAUGCUACCAACAAGAAGCAACCAAGGCAACGAGAUGACUUUGCCAGUUAUGCGGCAUUGGUGGGCGCAGUCAAGCAAAGCUGA